AUGAACCCCACUGCUCCUACCGGAUUGUCUAUUAUGCGAAAGAGGGUCGUCCCCACUCGAAAGACAUACCGACCGCCUCCGUCGCUAGCAUUCGGACAGUGCCUUAAGCCCUUCUGUAAGGAAUGCCCACCGCCAGAUUUCCAAUUCUGUGCUGUUAUAGCCGAUAGCAGCGACUCUGCGUCUGAGAGCGGCAGUGAAGCUUCGUUCGAAGUCGAACCAGUCAAGUCGGGUCUCUUUGGUAUCCAACAACGCAAUUGGUCGGUGGCCGCCGUCAAAGACAAUCUGCUCAAGAUUUCUAAUUGGGCAUCACUACUUUGCGUUCUCGACUGCACCAUUCUCCCUCUUGUCACUAUUAUCCUUCCUCUCUUUGGUAUUGUCGCCGCAUCACCCGCACAAAUGGAAUGGCUGCACGAAUUGGGCCAUCAGAUGGCGCUUUAUUUCGUUAUGCCCGUUGGAGGUCUGGCCACGACCGUGAAUUAUACCAAUCAUCGGAAGUUCUGGAUUACCGCCAUCGGCUGGCUCGGUUUAGUGGCUGUCUUAUCAGCUAACGCUGGGUGUCACUUUACUCACGGUAUUCACGGGCCCGUCGGACACUUUCUGCACAAAUGGUUGCACGUCUUGCACCACGGGGUCAUUCACCGUGUAACAAACUUGGCCGGAUGUGCCAUGCUCAUUACAUCUAACUAUCUGUCUCACAAGGCCAAAGGUGGAUGUAAGGAACCAGGCUGCACCGUGAAGCACUAG
Molecule: messenger RNA, 744 nt
Organism: Phaeodactylum tricornutum CCAP 1055/1
Lineage: Eukaryota; Bacillariophyta; Bacillariophyceae; Surirellales; Neidiaceae
Exons: 1
Coding region: 1-744 (247 amino acids)
Biological process (GO): mercury ion transport
Cellular component (GO): membrane
Molecular function (GO): mercury ion transmembrane transporter activity
Source: RefSeq, a predicted model, not a curated record